AUUAUCAAGUCCUUCCACUCGUCCAUAUUAGAAAAUGCCUCCGAAGAAAGCCAAGGCACCCAAGGAAGAAACUACCGUCUCGCUGGGACCUCAGGUCGCUGAGGGCGAGCUUGUUUUCGGUGUUGCACACAUCUUCGCCUCUUUUAAUGAUACCUUCGUCCAUGUUACGGAUCUGUCGGGGAAAGAAACCAUUUCUCGUGUCACCGGUGGCAUGAAGGUCAAGGCUGACCGUGACGAGUCUUCCCCAUACGCAGCCAUGUUGGCAGCCCAAGAUGUUGCUGCACGAUGUCGUGAGGUCGGAUUCACUGCUCUUCACAUCAAGCUCCGUGCGACUGGUGGAACUGGCACCAAGACUCCUGGUCCUGGUGCACAGAGCGCUCUUCGUGCCUUGGCUCGUGCCGGAAUGAAGAUUGGACGUAUUGAGGAUGUCACUCCCGUGCCCACUGACUCCACCAGGCGCAAGGGUGGUCGCCGUGGUCGUCGUCUCUGAUUGCCCUCUCGCUUUCGUCGGGUACUACACCUAUCAAAAUGAGCUGUUAUGAUUGUA
Guyanagaster necrorhizus is the source of this 547-nucleotide messenger RNA. RefSeq lists its product as uncharacterized. Gene Ontology annotation, cellular component: ribosome. Gene Ontology annotation, biological process: translation. The coding region runs from base 35 to 490 and encodes 151 amino acids. The record is from RefSeq and is a predicted model, not a curated record. The transcript has 4 exons. Gene Ontology annotation, molecular function: structural constituent of ribosome. Lineage: Eukaryota; Fungi; Basidiomycota; Agaricomycetes; Agaricales; Physalacriaceae.